GCACUUUGAGAGUUUUCAGCUGGGUUCUCAGGCUGCGUUCACCCGUCGACUUGCUCCAGGCCAAACCAGAUUUUGAAAAGGAAGGCAACUUCUUUUUCGCGGCAAACCCUUAAACCCACGCACCUUCUCAAAACUCUGCCCUUCUCAACCCCUGCGCUAGAGUAGGCAGGGCAGAAGGUGCUGAGGAGAGGCUCAGAAGGGGCGGUGGGGACGAUCCCCUUUCGAACUGCAUUUGUAGCUGCCAAGGAGUAGCCAACAAGCACCAGAUUUAUGUGCACUUUGAAAGAAGCACCUUCACCAUUGGCUUUUUAAGCGGCGCUGUCGCUAGGGAGCGGCUGGUAGGGCGAGCAGCCUCGGGGAGCAGCCCGGGCUGUUUGUUCCGUCACCGGGGAAAGGAGGUACACACAGUCGCGCGCGCACGGACACACACACACACGCACGCACGCACACACACCGGUGGCGAGUUCGAGCCCCGCGGCCCCUGUCCGCCCGCGUGCGCCCCUCGACACAGCUCGCCUCCCGCCCCCUGAUUCCUGCUGCUGCCGCCCAGAGGAGAAAGGAACCUCUGCCUCGAAUUUCCCCACUGCGCCGGGCGCUGCGGAGAGCGGCGAGGGUGGGCGCGAGGCGGAGAACGCGAUGAAUGAGUUCUCCCCUCGCCUCGGAGUUGUCUGAGUUGGCGGCGCUGCGCCCAGGCUUCCGGCUCUCAGCGCCCCACGCGCGCGUGGCUCCCCGGGCUGCCACCCACGCCCGCGGCCGGGGCCGAGCCAGCCACGCAGGGCAGCCGAGGCUCCGGAGCUCCUGUCCCGGCCCCAGUCCGGGUAAAAGGAGGGUUGUCCCCAGCGGAGGCGCACAGCCGCGCGUUCUCCCUGCACUCUCUUCGCGGUCCCAUCUGUUCCCCAUGGCGUCUCAUCCGCAAACCCGGAUCCAGGCUUACCUGGAGAAGAACAAGAUCGGUCCCCUGUUUGAGGAAUUAAUGACCAAGUUAAUAACUGAGACACCUGACCAGCCAAUCCCAUUUCUCAUUGACCAUCUUCAGUCUAAACAAGGGAACCGUGGACAACUUCAAAGAACUUUGUCUGGAUCUGCAGCUCUAUGGGCAGAAAGUGAAAAAUCAGAAUCCAAAGGAACAAGAAGGGAUUUCAGAAGCUAUGAUAAACCUUGGCAAUUAAAUGCAAAGAAGCCUAAAAAAUCAAAAAGUGACCUUGCUGUGUCUAAUAUUUCUCCACCAUCACCGGACUCCAAAUCAUUGCCAAGGUCAGUAGAGCAUCCAAAGUGGAACUGGAGGACUAAACCACAAAGCCGUGAUUUUGAUGAAUUGAAUCACAUCCUUCAGGAGAGCAAGAAGCUGGGGAAAGCCCUUGAGAAUCUCUCUCGAAGUAUUGCAAUUUCAGAUGAACUCGAUAAGGAAACAGUGACAUUUAAUUCUUCUCUUCUGAGGCCCCGUGUGAUUGGAGAAUGGAUUGGUAGAGAAGAAAAUGAUGCUGAUCCCCUAGCUGCUGAAAUGCUACAGCCUCCAAUUCCAAGAAGCAAAAAUGACCAAUGGGAAAGUGAAGAUAGUGGCUCUAGUCCUGCAGGAAGCUUAAAGAUGGAGCCUAAGAACAAAGGAUUAAAACAGCAGCAACAGCAACAUAAGAAACUCCUGGCCGCAAUGCUCUCUCAAGAUUCUUUUGAGUCCAUCCACAGCCCUACCCCAUCUGUAACAGAAGAAGAUAUUGAUAAUGAAGAUGAUGCAAUGGAAUUGCUGGGUAAUUUUAAAAAUUAAUAAUUUCUCAUUUUCUUCUUUGACAUUGUAAAAAAAACGUGUGGUGAUUAAGAGAUUUUAAAAGUUUUGAAUAGCCUUGUCUUAGGGAAAAGAAACCAUUUAGUACAUAUUUUAUUUACAUUAGACUCACAUAAAGUUGCAUGUAAGAACUAAAUUGAAAUACCCUAAGCAUAUGAAUAUUUAUUAGACUGUAUUUUGUGCUUUGUGUAUGCUGCACUUUACCUUCUGACUACGUAAUGAAGCGUUAUUCUGUGUGCAACUGUGAUCAAAAUUCAAGUCUGUCUGCUUUAUUCUCUGAUAAUAAUUGCCUUGUUUACAUCUAUUGUCUAUAAAAUAUACCCAAAGUACAUAUUUCAGCCCUCACUCCAAAAUGUCUACCUUUUAUUUUGAGGAUGCUUUAGAAAAAUAGAAUAAAGUUGAAAGGGGCAGAUAGUAAAUUCAGGUUUUAUGUUUUCCGUAAAUGACGGGAAAGUUUGCAGAGAUUUCAAAGUUUCUUCAGGCCUGUUACUUUCAUGAAACCUUAUUAAUCUUGUAUAUGUAGGAUAUCUUUUUAUAUUUUUUAAUGUAGUAUAUGUAUGUUUUUGCUUCAUCAGAAAUCUCUUCAUAUAAAUUUUUAAACUGAACUUCUCUUUGGAACAUCAUUUUUCUGAAGAAAGAAAAUGAAAUGUUAUUUCAGAGUGAUCCACAUAUAAAACAAUGAGUUUUGAAGUCAGUGGUAUCAAUUAUUCUGCUACAAAUAAAGAGUAUGAUUUUCAAAUACUUUAUAACAAUAUGCUGUUGUAUUUUAUUUAGAAAGAGAAUAAAUAAUAUAAUUAUUUGAAAGCCUUAAACACGUUUUACAUAUAGAAUAUGGAAUCUCAGAAAAAUAUAGGCCAUUUUCUGAAGUUUUUGUUAAAAAUGAGAUUCCUUGGUUUUAAGUGUUUAUGGCAGUAAAAUACUAUCAUUAUAAAAAAUGAUAUAUUGCUUAUCAUUUUUGCAUAGGCCUACAAAGGUGUUAUUUGGUCAAUGGUGACAGGUUUGAAAGAUGUUUUCUGAUGCUGUAAAAACUGCAUUCAUGCUAACAUUAAGGAGAUUGUAUCAUGGCGUUUUCAUUACAUGCUGUUGGUCCCUUCCAAUUGGGUCUUUUCCUCACCUCCAAAUCAUUAACAUGGCAGACGUGCCCUAUGUGGCAGUGGUAGCUUCAUUCAACAAACAUUUACUGAGCACUUACUCUAUGCUAAGCACUUGGCUGGGGUCUGGGAACAUAAAAAUAAAAUCAUUGUGAUCUGUGUUUGAAGGAAUUUUACAUUGUAAUGUUCAAGAUACAAUACGUCACUACCUGUGCUAACUGCGCUAAUUGGAUGAAGCACACAGUUGUGUAUAGGGGUAACACCUAAAGCAGAGGUAAGGGACAGUGACCCAGGAAUGUUUCCUAGAGAAGCCGAUUACUCUGGCUAGUCCUGAAAAGCAAAUAGAUGUAAGCUCAGCAGGUGGGGUGUGGUCAUUGUAGGUUUGCUCACGUAGGUAUGGGCUGUUUUGCGAUUGUGCUCCAUAACUAUACCUGUAAAUGGUUCCUCUGCUUUGGACAGUAACAGGGAAGGGGCAACUGAGAUCCAGGGUUUCUUUCAGGAGAUGCAGUUGUCCACUCCAUGCUGGUACUCCCUAGAUCUCAGCUGCCCUGACUGAAGGUUCUAGUCUCCCAAGCUGAAGACCGAGGAUUGAGUCUUGGAGACUAUCUAAUGAUGAGCAAUUAAUAACUAGUCCUCAUUAAUUCUUUUUUUAGACAUUUUAGCCUGUGGUCUGAGCAAGUUUAAUAAUAAGAGAUAGUUGAAGGUUUGGACUUUCUUCAUGUAAUUCCACAUAUCUCAGCACAGGUGGCAAGCAGUGUAAUAAUGUUGGUCUCUAGGUCAUGAGAUUAUCCUCUUAUAGCUUGGAAUGUUACAAGUCCACUGGACUUUAUCUUAAAAUAAUGCCAUAUUCAAUUUCUUGUUUUUGAAAUGGAUUCCAGCAAAAUGUAUGUGAUUGUGUCUAUUUCAGAAAAAUAUAAAUGCUAAGUUCUUGGAAAUUUAUGUGAAAUCUAAUUUUAUAGAGUUUAUAUAGAAUCAUUGUAAGAUGCAAUAGAGACAUCUGGUAUUUAAAAUCUUUUUGAAUCUACAUUUUGUAGAUGUGUGUGCUAUAGCUUAUGUGUUUGUAAAUGUUUAACUUGUCUUUGUUAUCUAUACCAAGAUAUAACUGGCUGAAAAAUAUUUAUUAUGCAUGGAAAGCACUCUGUAAACCUUGUGAAGUGAUAAAUAAGUGAAAGGUAUAAUUGUUAGUUGACAUUAAUAUAAAAAAGGAUUAUUCUUCAAUAAAAUUGGUUGAUUUGAAGGGAAAAAAUCCUUUUAGUUGAACUAGUAGAAGUUAGUAAUAACUAUUGACUCUUGUUUUGUUUAUUAAGGAAACUAGCAUUGUUAAUAUAUACUGAUUAAUAUUUAAUUAUUCACAGUUGUUUAAUUAUAUAUUUGUGGAUUUCUUUUCUAAAUGUUUUAGGCAUAUGAAAAUAUUAUAGUACAACACCUGUAAUUUUUAAGUAGAUCAAAUAUUUUCUGUAAGAUUGCUUUAAAUGCUCCUUAUAAAUUCACAUUGCAAAAGUAACUUAAUAUGGAAUUAACACUUGUCAGAUAAUAAAACAGCCAAACUUGUGAAUUUUUAAGAUAUAAUCAUUUUAAGCACCUCUGAAAUUGGUGCUGUAAUUAUAGAAGAUACUGAGUAAAGUAUCUGCCAAGUCAUCUCAUGCUCAAAUAUAAGAUAUUUUCAAAUAUUUUAGUACAAAUAUUUUAGUAAUCGUUCUGGCAAUUAAUGACCACUAUGAAAAAAAGGUUAUAGAAAAUCUUCACAUAUUUUUUAAAAUUAAUAAAAUAAAUGAUUUUCAAAAAUGGAAUGACAAGUUACAAUGGUAGAAUGAGAGAUUUAUUGCUGGGCAUAGUGGCUUAAGCCUGUAAUACCAGCACUUUGGGAGGCUGAGGUGGGUGGAUUGCUUGAGCCCAGGAAUUUGAGACCAGCCUGGGAAACAUGACGAAACCUCGUCUCUACAAAAAAUACUUAUAUUAGUCAAGUGUGGUUGCAUGCACCUAUAGUCCCAGCUACUGGACUGAGUCUGGAAGGUCGAGUCUGCAGUGAGCUGUGGUCAUGCCACUGUAGUCCAGCCUGGGUGACAGAGGGAGACCCUAUCUCAAAAAAAAAAAAAAAAAAAAAAAAAGAAGAAAAAGAAAAGAUCUAUAAAAAUCCCUGUAUAUUUUACUACAUUAAUUAUCAGAGAACAUUUGAGGAACUUCGUUAGUUUAAAAGAUAUUUCACCUUGGAAACAUGUGCCCAUUUUUCUUACAUUAGAUGCAUUUUAAUCUUAUUCUUGUUGAAAGGCGAGUUUCAGUCACGUUUUUGAUUAUUCUCUUUAUGAUUGAUAUUCAUUUAAAAAUAUCAGUAUUAUUUGAAAGAUAUAACUACUUUUCUUAUACAUUCUAAUAUGGGUAUUACUAUCCCAUACAAUUUGUAAAAGUUUAUAAAAAAUGUAUUAUGCUUUCUCAGAAUUGAUGAUGAGGCAAGUAUAUAAAAAUCAAAUUCCAAAGAUGCUAAAAAGGAAAACAAUAUUAAUUAUGUUUUAUACUUUUUGGUCUUAGCCUAUAAUUAUAUAAAAUCCAAAAUCAAAAGUAAAAUUACAUUGCGACAAGGUGAUUGCAAGUACAUUUUAUCUGUUUUAAAAUGAAUAAUCAAGAACAAGUGUAAUUAUACUGGGAUUCUUUGCUGAAUAUAGUCAUUGAGUUUCUAUUACCUCAAUAUGUUACCAAAUUUUGUAAAAUAAAAACAAUUUACUAGAAGGAGUUAAUACAUUAAGGUGAUCAUUUGACACUUUCUUUCUUAUAUUCUGAUCAACUUUUAUAAAGUAAAUAUUCACUCUUUGUUCUGUUUUUUAAAUUGGAGGCUUCUUAAAGAAGAAUGUGCCCACAUUGGCAAAAUAAGAACAAGCAUUUUGCCUAAUGAGAAAUGAAUGCUGUCACUGAAUGAUGUAAAAUUUCUUUAAAAAGGAGAGAGAGGGAGCACUAAAUGUUUAAAGAAAAAUCUACCUACCUAUCCAUGUACCUAUAUUUUAAUAAAGUAUGUAAAAUAAUCUAAAACACAAGGGACUAUACAUAGAAACUCUUUUUAUCUCUUUGUUUCUUUUGAUCUUUAGAAUAUUGCUCAUUGGAAGUAAUCAGGAUAACAGAAAAGUUAUCACCUUAAAAUGAAUGUUCUUCAUAAAAAAGAUUAUUCAUAAGAAAUCUAAGGACUUUCUUUUUAUUUUCUUUUUUUUUUUAAAGAGAUCAAGUCUUGCUUUGGCUAAUGCAGUUUGUAUCACUUUCUUAUGUCCUCCUUCCUGAUAUAUUUUAUAGGAGCACUUGAAAAAUGAACUGCUUAGAGUAGAAAAAAUCACAUAAAUUAUAAAGUAAUUCUAGCAUAGACUUGAGAAAAUGGUUUCUUUAUGAUUCAUUUUCAUCAUAUUAUCAUGUUAAAAAGCUUUAUUUAGGAUUCUUUCUUUGCUUUUGCUAAAUGUAUCUCAGUCCCUUUUAUUACCUUCUAGAUUUACUUGUUUUGUGUUUAGAAUUGUUUUGUUUUUCAUACCCUUCAUUCUUCACUUUUGUUUUUUUCAGCAAAAUAUCAAAACAUUUGCAAAUCGUAGAGAUUAUCCUUUAAAUAAAUACAAAUCUGCAUGCCACCAAAAUAUAUACAUCAUCCUAUGUGAUUUACUUUUAUGGUGUUUAGUAAGAAAUAUUGCUUUAUUUUCUUGUAAAAAAUUUCCAGUGGUAAAAAUAAAUCAACAUAGUAGAAUAAACGUCAAUAGUUUGAAAAUGAAAUCUAAACCCAUAAACAAAUUAUUGACAAAUGCCUUUUAUCUCAAUUAUACACCUAUUGGAAAAUUUCUUUAUAAGACACAGCCAUUUCCAAUAUAUUUGUGAAAAGAGUUGUUUAAAACCUAUUUAUCACUUUGAAUAAGUUCCACGUUUUUUGACACAUACCAAUAACAUAGAAUAAUAUAUUUUUUCUUGUUUAUGUUAUAGCUUUUCACUGAGUACCUUGUAAAGGCAUGAGACACAGUGUGAUUGGCAUAUGUGGUGGUGUUAGUGGUAUAUGGCCAAAGCACCAGCUUAUACUCUAAUGACCCAGGUCUAGACCUCAUGCUACCUCUUGCUAAUAUUGUCCCCUCAGGUACACGUAAUUAAUUGUAAAGUGCUGGUGACUACAUAUGACCUUCCUACUCAACAGGGAUGUUGAGAGGAUAAAAAAAAAAUGAGAUAUUUCUCUAAAGUGCUUUUUUUUUUUCUUUUUGUCAUGGCUAACAGGAAUAUUUGACAAAAGACAAUAGAAUUUCUAUACAAAACUUUUCUUCUAGAUAAAUUUAUAUCCUUGAACCCAGAUACAUUUUGUAUGCUACAGACAAAGGAAAAAAAAAGCUUUCUUUAGCUUUGGGAAGUUGCCUAAAAACAGCAAAAAUGUAUGUUUCCCACAACACAAUAAAAUUAAAGGCUUGAAAAGAUAAGAGGUAAAGCUAUAUGUUUUUGCAAGCCAAAAUGUUGGCUAUACCAACACAAAGCACUAAAUUUUUCAUUUUUAACUUGGAUAUUAAAGCAAGGAUAGAUGAUUUGGUUAAGGAUGUAUAGAAAAUUAUUCUACUGUCUUUCAUUUUCCUCUGUGUAAAUGUAUAAUUCCUAGGAGGAAAAGAAAAAUGUUUUCUGCCUACAUAUGUAUCUCUAGUAGCAAAAGUUGGGCUUAGGGUAGGAAUAAGGUGGAAAGACAAGGAGAUAUAGAGAAAUUAGAAAUUUGUACUAUAUGUUUACAUGCUUAUGUAAAUAAAAUUAUAAAAGUGUUGAAAAUCUGUUCUUAAAAAUUUCUUGAAUUAUAUUUAUAAAUAUGAAAAUGUUUGAAGCAGCACAAUUUGAUGGUUUCACAUUAAUUCACUGUGUAAACAAACCUAAACUAAAUUGAAAAGCAGUGUUACAUAUUAUUAAGGUAUUGUUGCUUUUGAAAUAAACUUGCCCACUUCAAAUGCUU
This is a messenger RNA of Homo sapiens (human), 7804 nucleotides long. RefSeq names its product chromosome 8 open reading frame 34 (gene C8orf34). The transcript has 7 exons. Bases 641 to 1762 code for a protein of 373 amino acids. The record is from RefSeq and is marked reviewed. NCBI's taxonomy places the organism in Eukaryota, Metazoa, Chordata, Mammalia, Primates, Hominidae.